This is a messenger RNA of Fusarium venenatum, 447 nucleotides long. The record is from RefSeq and is a predicted model, not a curated record. Lineage: Eukaryota; Fungi; Ascomycota; Sordariomycetes; Hypocreales; Nectriaceae.
AUGGCAACAAAGCCUACUUCUCCGUGGAGGCCACUCUUCGUGUAUCCUUUCACCAUCUUUGCCACGUUUAUCUGCAUCGUCUUAUAUGCAACGUCGUGGAGAGAUUCGGGCUUGAACUCAUACUCGGGUAUUAUCGAGGGCCGCAAUCUUCACGAUAAUGCAUCAUCUAACUUUACCAAAAGGUCUGCUGCAUAUGAUAAGGCACUUACCAGGGGACGCAAACUACAUUGUCUUAUGGGUUUAACCCAGGAGGAAGCUAAGCAGGCCAACGGUGGGACUUCGCUCGAAAGCCCCGAAUAUCUUCAGCUCUAUCCUGGCAUAGAGGAGACUGAGGGCUGGAACGUUAACUACGAAGACCCGGACGGGAACGCUCCCUGGUUUCGGAACUGUCUAGAUGACGCAUUUCGAGGUCUCGGAAUUGAGAAGAAUAUCCAUCACGAAGCUUGA